Messenger RNA from Myotis davidii, 1310 nucleotides. It is a transcript of the gene SLC30A2, whose product is annotated as solute carrier family 30 (zinc transporter), member 2. Gene Ontology annotation, biological process: response to zinc ion; zinc ion transmembrane transport. The transcript is spliced from 8 exons. The record is from RefSeq and is a predicted model, not a curated record. Gene Ontology annotation, cellular component: plasma membrane. The coding region runs from base 50 to 1213 and encodes 387 amino acids. Gene Ontology annotation, molecular function: zinc ion transmembrane transporter activity. NCBI's taxonomy places the organism in Eukaryota, Metazoa, Chordata, Mammalia, Chiroptera, Vespertilionidae.
UCUCAGCGCGGGAGUCGGCGCGCGGCUUCCCGCCCCAGCGCGGGGCCGCAUGAAGACCAUGGACAAGCAGCGUCUGUUGGACGCCCGGUCCGGAGCGCGGUCUUACAUGGGAUCUCUGUGGCAGAAUGAGGCUGGCUGGAUUUCUGUGUCACGACCUGAGCUGGACUUGCCAUCCAUUGAGCUGAACGUGGAGAACAGUCACUACUGCCACUCCCAGAAGGGUCUUGGCAGCCGCUGUGACCCCGAGAAGGAGCGGGCGCGGCGCCAGCUCUAUGUGGCCUCUGCCAUCUGUCUGGUGUUCAUGAUUGGGGAAGUCGUUGGUGGGUACCUAGCACACAGCUUGGCAAUCAUGACUGAUGCAGCCCAUCUGCUCACUGACUUUGCCAGCAUGCUCAUCAGCCUCUUCUCUCUCUGGAUGUCCUCCCGGCCAGCCACCAAGACCAUGAACUUCGGCUGGCAGCGAGCUGAGAUCCUGGGAGCCCUGCUGUCUGUGCUGUCCAUCUGGGUGGUGACGGGGGUGCUGGUGUACCUGGCGACAGAGCGGCUAAUCUCCGGGAACUAUGAGAUCAAGGGGAAGACGAUGCUGAUAACAGCGGGCUGUGCCGUGGCCGUGAACAUCAUAAUGGGAUUGACUCUUCACCAGUCUAGCCAUGGACACAGCCACGGCCAAGGGCACGGACACAGCCACGGCCACGGCCAAGGGCACAGCCAAGACACCACCCAGCAGCAGGAGAACCCCAGUGUCCGAGCUGCCUUUAUCCAUGUGAUCGGAGACUUGCUGCAGAGUUUGGGGGUCCUGGUGGCAGCCUAUAUUUUAUACUUCAAGCCAGAGUACAAGUACGUAGACCCCAUCUGCACCUUCAUCUUCUCCAUCCUGGUCCUGGGGACAACCUUGACCAUCCUGAGAGAUGUGAUCCUGGUGCUAAUGGAAGGUACCCCCAAGGGCGUGGACUUCACAGCUGUGCGGGACCUGCUGCUGUCAGUGGAGGGGGUGGAAGCCUUGCACAGCCUGCAUAUCUGGGCACUGACUGUGACCCAGCCUGUGCUCUCUGUCCACAUCGCCAUUGCUCAGAACACAGAUGCCCAGGCUGUGCUGAAGGCAGCCAGCGCCCGCCUACAGGGGAAGUUCAACUUCCACACCAUGACCAUCCAGAUCGAGCACUACUCUGAGGACAUGAAGGACUGUCAGGCGUGCCAGGGCCCCUCGGACUGACGGCCUGACCAGGUGCCCACUGGAGCACGGACAGGACCUGCAGACGGUGGGGCCCCGUGUCCCCCAGGCCCAGCCAGGACUCUGUUUACCCUGACUG